AUGAAUGACAAAAGAGAAACUGGGUAUGGAUUUGCCACUUACAGGCAAGUACCAACUUAUGAACUGGUUGUGUUCUCGAAAGUUCAACUGGCUACUGGAAGCAACGGCAGCACAAGCAGAAUGGAGGGAGACAGAAGUCGUUCGCCAACUGCUGGACAGGACCUUCGGAGAUCACAGGCCAGCGCUUACACCGAGGACGGCAAGUCGAUCAUCUUGCCCAAUACCACCCUGAGAUUUAGGAACAAAGAUUCGGUGGCAGGCUUUUGGGACACAGUAGGGCACAAGACAGAUAUGUCCCCUGCUUCAAGGUCAAUCAAAAAAAUCCUGCCUGGCCUGUAUAUUGGCAACUUCAAAGAUGCCAGAGAUGCAGAGCAGUUGAGCAGGAACAAGGUGACCCAUAUCCUAUCCGUCCAUGACAGUGCCAGACCCAUGUUAGAGGGGGUUAAAUACCUGUGCAUUCCAGCAGCGGAUUCACCAUCUCAAAACCUGACAAGACAUUUCAAGGAGAGUAUUAAAUUCAUUCACGAGUGUCGCCUCCGGGGAGAGGGCUGUCUUGUCCACUGCCUGGCCGGUGUCUCCAGGAGUGUGACUCUGGUGAUUGCGUACAUCAUGACCGUCACGGACUUUGGCUGGGAGGAUGCCCUGCACACCGUGCGUGCAGGGCGGUCCUGUGCCAACCCCAACCUGGGCUUCCAGAGGCAGCUCCAGGAGUUUGAGAAGCAUGAAGUCCAUCAGUACCGGCAGUGGCUGAAGGAGGAGUAUGGAGAGAGCCCUUUGAGGGAUGCAGAAGAAGCCAGGAACAUUCUGGCCACCCCAGGAGUCCUGAAGUACUGGGCCUUUCUCAGAAGACUGUAAGGUCCCUGAAGCCUGAGAUAAAGCAAAGCCACGGAGUUUAGUCUGGUGCUGCCAAAAGAAAAGCAACCCAGAGUUUAUUUUAAGUGUCCAGAACUGAUUUGUGAGCUUGUCUGUUGUUUUAAACUGAGCACCUGUGUGAUCGUGUUGUUACCUGCUGAGCACCAAGGAUGCUCUGUAGCAAGAGGACAUGUUUCUGCCUUAAUUACGGUGACCUUAGUGCCUGUGUGGCAGCCUCGGGGUCCUGCCGCAAGGCCGCAGUUGCUGUUGUCAUCCUGACUGCUGCUCAUGGCAGCUGUGCCCCGUAAACGCUGCUCCAACCUCUCAGCUGGCAUACCUCUUGGUGUCUUAUCCUGGUUCGUGUUCUCCAUGGUGGCAUUUACCAACAGCUACACAUUUUUGUUAAUAAAAGGCAGCUUAGCCACAUUA
Molecule: messenger RNA, 1281 nt
Organism: Miniopterus natalensis
Lineage: Eukaryota; Metazoa; Chordata; Mammalia; Chiroptera; Miniopteridae
Source: RefSeq, a predicted model, not a curated record